AUGGACCCUAGAUGUGCCUGGAGAUUGUGCGGUUUGUAUCUGAGGCCAUCCUGGAGGUCAUCAAUUUUCCGUUUUGUACGGAUAUACAGCCAUGUGUCUCCAGUAUCCGGCAAGUCUCUGACAGAAUCAGAGAGAUCUUCUAGCACAAACCUGAAGGUUCGCAAGAGAGGCAGCAGCAAAUCCUCAAGGUCUUGCACGGCCAAAUCAAGCUCCUCUCGUAAUGGGUCUCAGACAGUGUUGCCAAAUACUCAGGGAGAUGGUGAGUCUAUAUCAUCUGAGCCACUCAGUGACUUUUUGGGGAUCACUGAGGACAGUCUCCUCACUAGUGUCCAGGAUUCCUUCAAAGAGUCGCUGAACAAUGUCCUCUGUAUCCAAAGAGAGGGCCAGGUAGACACUCAAAGUCUAUCCCGGGUUAUUGUUGGAGAAGUGUCAAAGAAGGUCAAUUCCAUAAUCUCUGUGGCCAUCCAAACUCCCAUCUCUGGGCCAAUAUCCCCUGUCAUUUUUGCCAGUGGUGGUGUCUCCAGCACCAAGGUGGUUGAGGAGAUGGUGUCUGGCGUUUCCAACAUACUUCAGAUGUACAUUAAUGGGAAGAGUGUUGAGCAGAGUGUUGUUCUCAGAGAGGAUGGUGUUGAGGUGGAUAUGACACAUUUAACAGGACAGGUCAUGACAGCCCUCAGUGGCACUGUUUUGAACUUCAGCAAUAAGGAGGAAAAUGAUCCCAACAAGAGGGAACUGCUUUGUGUUGUUGCUGACCAUAUGAAGAUGCUUGAAUCUUGUAAAAGUUCUGAGGAGAUGCUAAAACAAGGAGAGAGCAACCUCAAUAUCAAAGGUGCCAAAUCUAGUCUUCGUCUGUCAACACAAAGUAUGGACAGACUACUCACUGAGGAGUUUCAGACCAAGGCCACUGAAUCGAUCCAACCCAAAGUGUACACAGAAGGUCAACAAGAAGACCCACUGCACUCCAACACCUUCCCAGAACCACACCCCUGCUAUCAGUGAAACAGGAAUUGUCAAUGAUCAAGAAUCCUGCCGAACAGAGAGUGUAUGCUCCAUCAAGAAGAAACCAAGGAAGCGUUCGCUCAUUUCCAGGAUGUUUUCAGCUAUAGGCAAAGCCUUGUCCAGUCCCUUUACUUCCUGCUAUAAAAGGAAG
Molecule: messenger RNA, 1150 nt
Organism: Oncorhynchus kisutch (coho salmon)
Lineage: Eukaryota; Metazoa; Chordata; Actinopteri; Salmoniformes; Salmonidae
Exons: 5
Coding region: 1-999 (332 amino acids)
Source: RefSeq, a predicted model, not a curated record